UUCGUGCAAGGAGGACAUCGCCGACUUUGCAUCUCUGCAAAUAGCUUUCUCAGUCCAGAACAAGCCCCCUCUCUGAUGCCACGGAAAGCGAGAAGGCGGUCCCGUUUCUCCGCCUCCUACGGGCGUCAGCAAAGAGUGCGAUUUCUCCGGAAGAGAAAACUUUCUGCGAAGCCGUUUUGAGAGACGGCGGGGUUGCUUGGGAAAAAGCACUUUCAGAGGAAGAGAAAGUCAACCGUGUGUUGUUGGGAGGGAAAGGUGGCCUGGCGGUGAUUUUUUUUACCGAUCAAUUUCCUUCGCUCCCGGGGGAAACUUUAAAUACGUAUCGAUUGGGUAUCCCGCCUAUCGUUAGGGAAUCUGGUUAUGGCCACUUAACAAGCACAUUAGUUCGUUGUUGGGCGUGAGAUAUGGAUGUAUAUAAGUCACCUGCUUGUACCAUGCAGGUCAGCUUUGUUUGCCAGCGUUGUAGCCAGCCCCUUAAAUUGGACACAUCUUUCAACGUUCUUGACAAAGUCACCAUCCAGGAAUUGACAGCUCCUCUGCUUACCACUGUUCCAACAAAAUUGAGUGAUGCACAGGAAGAAGAAACCCCUUUGACUGAGGAAGUGUUUGUUGAAAAUCGCCAAGAUGGAGUGUCCCGAAGAUUCAUUCCCCCAGCCAGGAUGAUGUCAACAGAAAGUGCCAACAGUUUCACUCUGAUUGGAGAGGCCUCUGAUGGAGGAACCAUGGAAAAUCUCAGCAGAAGACUCAAGGUCACUGGAGAUCUGUUUGACAUCAUGUCUGGCCAAACAGAUGUGGAUCAUCCUCUAUGUGAAGAAUGCACUGAUACACUUCUGGACCAGUUAGACACACAGCUUAAUAUUACAGAGAAUGAAUGCCAGAACUACAAGAAAUGUCUUGAAAUCCUGGAGCAAAUGACUGAAGAUGACAAGGAGAAAUUACAGUUGGAACUGAAAGAAUUUGCUCUCGAGGAAGAGAGGUUAAUUGAAGAAUUGGAGGAAGUAGAGCAAAAGCGCAAGGCACUGACUGAAGAUUUUGAGAAGGUCAAAAUUGAGGCUGAGAGGCUGGAUCAGGAGGAAGCUGAGUAUCAAAAAGAAUACAGUGAAUUCAAGCGGCAGCAACUAGAACUGGAUGAUGAACUGAAAAGUGUUGAUAAUCAAAUGCGUUAUGCCCAAAUGCAGCUGGACAAGUUAAAGAAAACCAACGUAUUCAAUGCUACCUUCCAUAUCUGGCAUAGCGGGCAGUUUGGCACAAUAAACAACUUUCGUCUAGGCCGCCUCCCAAGUGUCCCUGUGGAAUGGAAUGAGAUCAAUGCAGCCUGGGGGCAGACUGUUCUGCUUCUCCAUGCCCUUGCCAACAAGAUGGGCCUGAUCUUUCAAAGAUACCGUCUUAUUCCAUAUGGAAAUCACUCUUAUUUAGAGUCUCUUACUGACAAAUCUAAGGAGCUGCCUCUUUACUGUUCAGGAGGCUUACGGUUUUUCUGGGACAAUAAAUUUGACCAUGCAAUGGUGGCAUUUCUAGAUUGUGUACAACAGUUCAAAGAGGAAGUAGAAAAGGGCGAGACCCGUUUCUGUUUACCUUACAGAAUGGACGUGGAAAAGGGCAAGAUUGAAGAUACAGGUGGAAAUGGUGGUUCCUACUCCAUUAAAACCCAGUUUAACUCAGAGGAACAGUGGACAAAAGCACUCAAGUUCAUGCUGACAAAUCUGAAAUGGGGUCUAGCUUGGGUUUCUUCGCAAUUCUAUAAUAAAUGACAAUUAUGAAGGAGAAAGAAUUCAGCAUGAUGCAAUGAUGCCAAAAGUAGGACUUGGGACACUGACAGCCAUACAUUAUUUUAGAAGAAGAAAAAUCUGCAAACUUGAUAUUACAUUAUAAAAUGGAAUGAAGCAAAAAGCUUCAUAGCAUAGCUUAGAUAACAUGUAGAUAAAGUAUACAACUGAGUUUAGAAAAAGAAUCAUGUAUUUUCUCUGAUAGGACAGAAAAAGGAGACAAUAUUUGUGGUAGAGGCUUGGUUAGGAGGUUAUUGCAGCUUCAUUAUUGCACUAAACUAGAAAUACAAAAUAAAUACACUUUUUUUUCAGAACAGUUUAUCAGUUCUAGAGAGAGGAACACAUUAAUGUAUUUUUUUGUCAGAUACAUUUACUUGUUUAUGCUAAAGCUUCUGCUUUUACAUGUAAUAUUUAUCAUCAUAAUCCAUACAUCUAAUAUUUGUCUUAAACUUGCUAUAAUUAUUUGUGUUGUAAUGGUUAUGCAAGACUGCUGUAAAUGGUUUUGAUGCCCUAGCCACGGACAAAAUACCUUUCUUUAAAUCUUCCCUCUUAAAAGAUUAAGAUAACAAAAACUGUGUGAUAUCCAUUAAACUAUUGAAGUUUA
Molecule: messenger RNA, 2370 nt
Organism: Pantherophis guttatus
Lineage: Eukaryota; Metazoa; Chordata; Lepidosauria; Squamata; Colubridae
Gene: BECN1
Product: beclin 1
Biological process (GO): late endosome to vacuole transport; mitophagy; autophagosome assembly
Cellular component (GO): phosphatidylinositol 3-kinase complex, class III, type I; phosphatidylinositol 3-kinase complex, class III, type II; phagophore assembly site
Molecular function (GO): protein-macromolecule adaptor activity; phosphatidylinositol 3-kinase binding
Source: RefSeq, a predicted model, not a curated record